Trichomycterus rosablanca is the source of this 5024-nucleotide messenger RNA. RefSeq names its product inositol polyphosphate-4-phosphatase type I Ab (gene inpp4ab). Gene Ontology annotation, molecular function: phosphatidylinositol-3,4-bisphosphate 4-phosphatase activity. Lineage: Eukaryota; Metazoa; Chordata; Actinopteri; Siluriformes; Trichomycteridae. The coding region runs from base 209 to 2989 and encodes 926 amino acids. Gene Ontology annotation, cellular component: cytoplasm. The record is from RefSeq and is a predicted model, not a curated record. The transcript is spliced from 23 exons.
AGGAGGCAGAAUGGUGCGCAGGGUGGAAUAUGUCUUCAAGGAAAUAAACAGAUCCGGAUCUUUUACCGGCAACAUGGACUGAUUUUGCGUUUCUGCUAACAUUGGCAUUAGAAGAAAGCUGUUGAAGCAUAGCUGGAGGAGUGUGUGUUUGGAGGUGUGCGUGGUCUCCAUCACUAAUACUUCUCUGACUAACACACACUUUGGCAGAAUGUCUGUGAGAGAGCGACAGCGUCCGUGGUCUGUGUACAGAGCCUCCACACUGGAUAUCUCCUCUGAGAUGCUUGGCCUGGCAUUGGCAGGAAAUAACCAGGACCCAGAUGAACCUGUAUUGGAGUUCAGCCUCGCCUGCAGUGAGCUGACUACUCCAUCUCUCGAUCGUAAACCCAACAGCUUUGUCACUGUAAGCUGUACAACACCACCUCAGGUCUUCUGGACCAAGCAUGCACAGACAGAAAUCAUUGAGGGGACGAUGAAUCCCAGUUUCCUCAGCAGCAUGGCUUUCUUCCAGGACUCCUUUAUCAAUCCACAGACACAGAUCAAACUAUCUGUAUAUGACGUGAAAGACCGCUCACAGGGCACGAUGUAUUUAUUGGGCUCAGCAAUGUUUACAGUAAAAGAACUACUGCAGGACAAAAACCACAUCCUUCAACUGCCACUCAGCUCAGCAGAGAACACACAGGUAGGAAAGAUCAAAGUAACUGCCUGGCAGCUGGAGGAAAAGAGAGACCAGCGGGCACCACUAACCCGACUACCCGACACCAUCAAUGGCAGGACGGUUCUUGCUGUUGAUGAGAGUUUAACAGAGUCAAUGGGAAUUCGAGCCAAAUAUGCAUCUUUAAGUAAAGACACACUUCUGAAAACAGUUUUUGGGGGAACUAUGUCUCGUAUGUACCGAUUCCCCACUACUGAUGGAAACCAGCUGCGCAUUUUGGAGCAGAUGGCAGAAAGUGUGCUUUCCCUCAACGUCCCUCGUCAGUUUGUUAAACUGCUGCUGGAAGAGGACGCUACAAGGGUGAGUGAGUUGGAAGAGUUAGGAGAGUUGUCUCCAUGCUGGGAGAAUCUCCGGCGGCAGAUUGUAACACAGUACCAGAGCCUAAUUCUUACCUAUCAGGAGACGCUUAAAGACCUGCAGGACUACAAGGGCCCCUUGUUUAAAGCCAGUAACUUAAAAGCAGAGAGGAAGUUGGAGUUCAUGUCCACUAACCUCCAUGUGCAGAGAAUGAGAGUACAGGAUGACUCUGGGUUUGAUCAUACGUAUGAUGUUGUGACGAUUGGUGCUCCAGCAGCUCACUGUCAGGGCUUUAAGAACAGUGGCCUGCGCAAACUCAUCCAGAAAUACGAAGAGGCAAAAAAACAUGCUCUGAACAGCUCCCAGUCUAUCAUGUACGUCCCUCAAGACAUCGUCCGUGCCAAAGAAAUCAUCUCACACAUCAACACCCUGAAGACUCAAGUCAGCUAUUACGCCGAGCGCCUCUCUCGCGCCGCUAAAGAACGCUCUUCCAACGGCCUGGAGAGAACACUAACGAUACUGGCAGAUAAGACACGGCAGCUUGUGAUGGUGUGUGACUGUAAGCUGCUGGCAUCAGCCGUUCAGGCUCUGAAUGCUGCCAGGCCCGAGUACAUUGCCUCCAAGAACUCACCGUCAGCUGACUUGGAGCAUGUGGUGCUGCGUAAUGACCAGGACACACUCCUGGCCAAGUGGAGUAACAACCGCACAUCCCUGCAUGCCGACUGGCAUGAAGAGGAGUGGGAGAAGGUGUGGGUGAAUGUGGAUAAGAGUCUGGAGUGUAUAAUCCAGCGAGUGGAUAAACUCUUACAGAGAGAGCGAUUACGCACCAGUAACAGUGAGGACAUGUUACAGGCCAACCUGCAGGGCACUGCGCCUAAAAAAGAUGCCAGUAACAGCACAGAGGAGAGCUACCCAGGUGAGUGGAGUGAGGCCUUGUAUCCCCUGCUAACCACGCUAACGGACUGCGUGGCAAUGAUGAGCGACAAGGCAAAAAAGUCUAUGGUGUUUCUGCUCAUGCAGGACAGAGCGCCCACAAUCGCCAUGGACCUCAGUGUGCAGUACCGCCGAGAUGUAGUCUUCUGUCAGACACUUACUGCUCUUAUAUGUGGAUUUAUCAUCAAACUGAGGAACUGCCUCCGUGAUGACGGCUUCCUGAGGCAACUCUACACCAUUGGACUGCUGGCUCAGUUUGAGAGUCUCCUAAGCACCUAUGGAGAGGAGCUAGCCAUGCUUGAGGACAUGAGUGUGGGCAUCAUGGACCUGAGGAACGUGACGUUUAAGGUGACUCAAGCCAUCUCGAUGUCCUCGCCGGACAUGCUACCCGUGAUUACAGGGAACCGCGAUGGUUUUAACGUGCGCAUCCCAUUGCCGGGGAGCAUGUUUGACGCUUUGCCGCGUGAGAUUCAAAACGGCAUGCUGUUACGUGUUCAGCCCGUCCACUUCAACGUCGGCAUCAAUGAGCAGCAAACGCUAGCCGAGAAGUUUGGGGAUACGUCUCUGCAGGAGAUCAUAAACAUUGAAAGCCUGUCUCGACUGAAUUCCUACUACGAGCAGUUUAAGGAGGUUUUACCAGAUGAUUGUCUUCCUCGUUCCCGUAGUCAGACGUGUCUACCAGAACUCUUGCGCUUCCUUGGUCAGAAUGUCCAAGCCAGGAAAAACAAAAAUGUGGACAUUCUGUGGCAGGCUGCUGAGAUCUGCCGACGGCUGAACGGUGUACGUUUUACCAGCUGUAAGAGUGCUAAGGACCGAACGGCCAUGUCCAUCACACUGGAACAGUGUCUCAUCCUGCAGCACGAACACGGCAUGGCACCGCAGGUUUUCACACAGGCCCUCGACUGCAUGCGCAGUGAGGGUUGCCGGCGCGAGAACACAGUGAAGAACGUGGGAUGUCGCAAGUACGCUUUCAACUACCUGCAGCUGAAGGCCUUUCCUAAGCAUUACCGGCCUCCUGACGGGACCUUCGGAAAAGUGGAGACGUGAACGUACAGAGUCUGUGUAAGGACGUAUGGAGUCUGAGAUGGCUAAGGGCAUCACUGUGUAAAAAAUCACUGUGUAGUUGGUGAUUGUCAACUGUUAUCAACCACAUAGUAUGCUCAGCAAACUGAUUCACAUUUCAGAACUGAAUUAUUGCAAAUGAACCAUAUUGAGCUCUAAAUUAAUGCUAAGUAGACAUUCCGAUAAUCGGGUAUUUGUAGGUAUAGCACUGCAAACAGAAGCUUUUUACAGUUUACUGCGCUUUAAUAGGUAGGAAUUUACAGUAUUAGGUAGUAUAGGGGUUGGGUCUUGUCAUUAUUUAUUGAAAAAUAUAGCAAGUGAAUUUCUUAUUUCUCAAUUAGUUCUAAAAUUUUUUAUAUUUAGUAUACAAUACACACAGACUAGAUGCAGAACCCAAAAAUGAUGGACAUGCUAGCUGACCACUGCUGAGAUCUGAGUUCGAUUCUCGUUUUGCUAUAGACCCAUUGUCAAUGGCCAAUUACCCGAUUACAUUACACUUUUCUCUGCUGAUGUUGAACUCUACUCUGACUGAGGAGAGCCGUGACUUACACACAGCCCCUUCGACACGUGUGCAGUAGCCGACUGCAUCUCAUAUUUACACCUGCACAAGGUGAGUUCAUAAGUGGAUCAGCUUUGCGUACAGAGAGUCACACCCUGAUCCCAUUAUCCUUCGUCUCUGUGCAGGCACCAUCAAUCAGCCAGCAGAGGUUGUAAUUGCAUCAGUUAUGAGUUCUCGCCCGACUCCCACCAGCUCCAACCCUCUCAAGUUCGAACCAAUAAGUUGGAGAUGUCAGCUUUGGGGGGAUUGUUGAAGUGGUCCUUGUUGCUGCUAGCAAUUUGAGGCACCUACAGAUAAGAUGGUGGGUUCACAGAUAGAUAAAGCAUGACUCUCUGUAAGCAUCUUUGGCAGGUAAAAAGAAGCGGUUAGUCGAAAGCACUGUAUGAUAGUCUGUCGGUCUGCAGUGACAGUGGAAGUUAAAAUUGGGUAUUUGGAUACAUCUGGAUUGGGAGAAAAGGGAAAAUGGUAACACAAAUUUAAGUGCAGUUUAAAUGCCUCAUGCAUUGAUUUGAUUAAAUAGUCAUUUCUUCACUUAGGAUUCUAAAUAUUCAAAUACAAAAAUUUAUUUUAACACUGACACUGAAAUUCCCUCUUAGUGAUGUACAUUAUACUUGCUUAUUUCAUGUUACAGUGAAAUACCUGUAAGUCAACAUUUAUAUCUGUUGGUGAAAAAAAAUCACCCAGUCCGUAACAGCUGAUCCUUUAGAUUUGGUGUGAACAGUAGACGAUUUGGUUUGACCAAUAAGGAACACUGGGCUGUUUAGUCCUGCCCACACACCACCAUUAAAAUAUCAAGCUGUAUGUUUGUCUGAUAUGCAAAGGCUGAAAUUAUAAAUCUUGCUUCUGCAUUCUUAGACGAAACAAAUAAGCAAGUAAACAAGUCUAUUUUUUGUUUUUGCUCCUGUUUAUGAUAAAAGUAGCCAAAAAUGUGGACCUUGACUGGCAUAUUAUGAGCCCAGGUACUGUAUAUACCCCUAUAUGUGGUGUGUUUGUGGGUGGAGUUUUUUUUCUUUAUCCACAUUACUGGCCAGAUAAUGUCUUAAACCACACGCUACAUGGUAAAUAGUAUUAAAACAGUAAUGAUUAUGGAUGAUCAGAUUUGGAUCAAAGUUUAUAGUCAUGAGUAGCCUUUUCUUCAUUUCCGCUUUUUUGACUAAAUGGACACAAAUUCCCACAGAAAUUCAAGCUUAUAGAAGGCUUUUCUAGAAAAGUUUAGGCUUUUAUAGCUACAAUGAAAAAGGGGACGGAAUAUGAACACCAUGGUUUGUUCAGCAAGCUUAUGGUCAUGUAUUGUAUUUCUUAAUUUCACAAGAAUUCAAGGGUUUUAAUAGCUAAAGUUUAUAAGCCUUAAUGUAUUAUUUAUGAUUUAUUUGAUUUGUAUUUAUUAACAGUUUACUGAACUUGUAUAUUGUUUUAGGCUGAUAUUGAUGUACAAUGUUUAAAACUGUUGUGUUAUAUAAU